UAUGUGAAUUUUGUGAUGAGACCCCCUGAACCGCUUUAAGAGUGAAGUACCAGAGAGUAAUCAGCGUACAUAAGAAUGUAAACUGUACGAAAACUGUACAACUGAACAGAAACUGUACAACUGAACAGAAACUGUACAACUGAACAGAAACUGUACAAGUGAACAUCAUGCCACCAUUCUGCAAAAGUAACGAGAUGGAGGAUAGACUAGACAUAUACAACACUUCUGAGGAUGAACUGGCCGGCCUCGCCGUAUACAACGUAGUGGACUCCGCCGUAUCCCUCAAUACGCCGAAUAGGGCGGAGAAAUCACUGCCUAAAAACCUGAUCUUAAAACCGACAAAUGCCUUGCCGGAUAGUUCUACAAUAGGUGUUUGGGCCCGGGAAUUUGUAAAUCAAUGUUUAGGUGUUUGGGCCCAGGAAUAUAAUAUUUUAUGGUAUUGUAUGAACCUGGUUGCCUACCAGGAUGGAGAAGAUCUAUAUUUCCUGACAAUAAAACCGAUUCAGAAGGAUGAAGAACUCACGGUCUGGUAUUGCAAGGAGUUCGCCAGCAGGCUGGGAUAUCCUUCUACAGGUCAGCAGAUGAUGGAAAAGGUUAGAUCUAAACAACAACAGCAGCAAGAGCUUGAAGCAGCUAAACGAGCAGCUAUUGAACAGCUCCAGAAUGUUUAUGAGCAGCAAAACAAGAUUCUGCACGCUAGAGAGGACGAACUGAAGAGAAUUGAAAUCAAAGAAGAACCCGAAUCAUUCCGUCAAAACAUUAUCCCACCUCAGUAUAGAGGAGAUGUCUACGAGGCCCCUAAACGGUCCCCCUAUGAGGGACUGAAGGGGUCCCCUCAUGGAUCUGAAUCUGGAUAUAUGGGUUCCCCUCAAUCCUCUGGAUCUCCUGGAUACACUACAUCAGUAGAUUCUAUAGAUCAGGUCUUGGAUUUGACCAAUGUAAAGAAAAGAGCACUUUCUCCAGACUCCAAUCAGUCUUUAGAUAUAUUUAGGAAAAAUAAUGUUAGCUGCAAUUCUUAUAGAACUCAUAAAAUCAAAAUUCACAAAUCCUCUUCCAAUUCUUCAACCGGUUCAGGAUCUCCAGAGCACAGAAGAACACCGUCACCGCUGAGAAAGGAGGUACAUCAAGAGCACUCCUAUCUUCCGAAGGAGUUACCAGACCCCUACGCGCAUAUGCCCAACCCCGCCUUUAUUCUCAGUCGGAGGGACUCCAUAGAUGCAGUUAUCCAGGCCGAGCUUGCAGCAGAUAGAGAUUCAGAAGAUGAUAUUGGACCAGAGAUUUAUUACGCCCGGCAGAACUUGCAGAAUUACGCGCCAAAAAUAACGCGGGAAUUCAUGACUGCCCCCCAACAGCUAAUUCCAGCCCCUGCACCAUCUGUGAAAAGCCAAGUUAGCUAUUCCCUCUCCAAUGCCACUGCAAACAAUUCCAAUAUGUCGGCUCAUAAUUCCAAUAUGGCCGUCCAUAAUUCCAAUAUGGCCGUUAACACUACCAUCCAUUUGCCAGAGACAGCUUUGGUUCCUGAAUGUAAACAACAGACAAAUACUGGAAAUAUAAUCUCACAAAUGUUACAAAAUAAGAUUAAGGAGGAAGGAAGCCAAGGACAUAAAGCUCUGCCGUAUCCCUUGAAGAAAAAAGAUGGAAAGAUUGAAUACAAAUGUGAAACAUGUGACAAAGUAUUUGGACAAUUGAGUAACUUGAAAGUGCACUUGAGAACACACUCCGGGGAAAGACCGUUCAGGUGCCAGCUGUGUCCCAAGAGUUUUACCCAAUUAGCUCAUCUCCAGAAACAUCUUCUAGUCCAUACAGGCGAGAAGCCCCACUCAUGUAUGGAGUGUGGGAAACGGUUUAGCUCAACAUCAAACUUGAAAACACACAUGAGGUUGCACUCCGGCCAGAAACCAUAUGGUUGUGAUAAAUGCAGCGCACGAUUUACGCAGUUUGUUCAUCUGAAACUUCACAGGCGGUUACAUAACAAUGAGCGCCCGUUUGUUUGUAGUGCGUGCAACAAAUCAUACAUUUCCGCUUCCGGUCUUAGAACACACUGGAAGACGACAUCCUGUACUCCGACAGCGGAAGAAGAAGCGUUUACCGCCGAGCGGUCAAUAUUGUUCCUUCAGCAGUCAGAUCCACUUCUCCAGAAAUUUAAACUAGAACAGGUCGAGGAAGAGGAGGAGGAGGAGGAGGAGGAGGAACAUCUUGACCACCAUCACGCCUCCCCCGGACAUCAAUCCGACCACGGGAGCCUUGUCAUGGACAUCGACGCCAGUCCGAGGGGUUGGAGGGAGCGUAGUGAAUCUCCGCAUGGGAGAGUUAGUGUAGUACCUGCCGAUCAUCUCGAGCUAGCGGAUUCUAUGCUAGAUCAUCCAACCAUUGAUAUGUCAACCGAGGCCAUGCACGGUCACGGUCACAACCGGCACGUAGGUCACCGUGGUCACGAGACCAAUGAUAUAUCUUGUAACUGAAGUCCCACCGGCUAAUCACACUGCUAAAAUUCUGCUAAAAUUUCGCAUUUUUAUAUAUUUUCACAAUUAGAAUAGAAGGAAAAAAUCUUUAAACUUU
Molecule: messenger RNA, 2559 nt
Organism: Eurytemora carolleeae
Lineage: Eukaryota; Metazoa; Arthropoda; Copepoda; Calanoida; Temoridae
Product: PR domain zinc finger protein 1
Exons: 12
Coding region: 168-2462 (764 amino acids)
Biological process (GO): regulation of transcription by RNA polymerase II; cell fate commitment
Cellular component (GO): cytoplasm; nucleus
Molecular function (GO): DNA-binding transcription repressor activity, RNA polymerase II-specific; RNA polymerase II cis-regulatory region sequence-specific DNA binding; histone deacetylase binding
Source: RefSeq, a predicted model, not a curated record